This is a messenger RNA of Pogona vitticeps (central bearded dragon), 2203 nucleotides long. Lineage: Eukaryota; Metazoa; Chordata; Lepidosauria; Squamata; Agamidae. The record is from RefSeq and is a predicted model, not a curated record.
AUUAGAAAACACUGUGCAGCUAUUCUGCCUUUUUCUCCUAUACAGCAUUUCCACAUUAAAAAAAGAGAGAGGAUGACAGUAGAGGUGGAGGAACAGCAGAAGGUGAUGAUUGGAGAACAAUAUUAUCGGAAGCCCUGAAAAACUGCUCUGUGUUUUUCAUGUGCAAUAGAUUUUCUGUGAUAAUAAAUCCUAAUUAUGACUGCAAGAGUAGGGGUAAUCAAAAGCCCUCAGGAACAUUUAAAUGUUCACAGCUUGGCUAAUCAGGGAAGAAGGGAAAGUACUGAAAAAAUGGAAGAUGAUAAAAGCAGGGAGAAGAAAGAGGUGUUUGUGAUUGAUCCUUCAGGAAACUUGUAUUACAACUGGCUGUUUUGUAUCACUUUGCCUGUUAUGUACAAUUGGACAAUGAUCAUUGCUAGAGCCUGUUUUGAUGAACUUCAGAGCAACAAUUUGGAAAUGUGGUUCAUUUUUGACUACAUGUCAGAUAUUAUCUAUGUUGCUGAUAUGUUUGUACGAACAAGGACAGGUUUCCUGGAACAAGGUUUGAUGGUGAAAGAAGAAAUUAAACUUAAGAAAAGAUAUAAGGGAACGGUACAAUUUAAAUUAGAUGUACUGUCAAUCAUACCAACUGAUUUGCUUUAUUUCAAAUUGGGAUUGAACUACCCAGAAAUAAGGAUAAACAGAUUACUUAGAAUAUCACGUAUGUUUGAAUUCUUCCAGCAAACAGAAACAAGAACAAGCUACCCAAAUAUCUUCAGGAUCUCUAACCUUGUCAUGUAUAUAAUAAUAAUUAUCCAUUGGAAUGCCUGUAUGUACUUCUCAAUCUCCAAAGCCAUUGGCUUUGGUACAGAUACAUGGGUCUAUCCCAAUGUUACCCAUCCUGAAUUUGGUCGGCUUGCUAGAAAAUAUGUAUAUAGUCUGUACUGGUCAACACUGACUUUGACAACUAUCGGUGAAACACCUCCUCCUGUGAGAGACGUGGAGUAUUUCUUUGUUGUUGUUGAUUUCUUAGUUGGUGUAUUAAUAUUUGCUACCAUUGUUGGUAAUAUUGGUUCAAUGAUCUCUAACAUGAAUGCGGCCAGAGAGGAAUUUCAGGCAAGAAUUGAUGCUAUUAAACAGUACAUGGAGUUUCGGAAGGUAAGCAAAGAUUUAGAAAAAAGAGUUAUAAAGUGGUUUGAUUAUUUGUGGACAAAUAAGAAGGCAGUGGAUGAAAGAAAAGUUCUGAAAUUUCUUCCGGAUAAAUUACGAGCAGAAAUUGCCAUCAAUGUUCAUCUGGAAACAUUAAAAAAAGUCCGGAUUUUUGCAGAUUGUGAAGCUGGUCUAUUGGUUGAAUUGGUCUUAAAAUUACAGCCUCAGGUAUUCAGUCCUGGAGAUUAUAUCUGCCGGAAAGGUGACAUUGGGCGAGAAAUGUACAUUAUCAAAGAAGGCAAACUUGCAGUAGUAGCUGAUGAUGGAGUCACUCAGUAUGUGGUUCUAAGUGAUGGCAGCUACUUUGGGGAGAUUAGCAUUCUUAAUAUUAAAGGUAGCAAAGCGGGAAAUCGGAGGACAGCCAACAUUAGAAGUAUUGGCUAUUCAGAUUUGUUUUGUCUACAUAAAGAUGACCUAAUGGGAGCUUUAACGGAAUACCCAGAUGCAAAAGCCUUGCUGGAAGAAAAGGGAAGGGAAAUCCUUAUGAAAGAUGGAUUACUUGAUUUAGAAGUUGCAAAUACUGGAAGAGAUCCUCAAGAGAUAGAAGAAAAAGUCUAUCAAUUAGAAAUAAUGCUAGAUAAUUUACAAACAAGAUUUGCUAGACUUUUAGCUGAAUAUAAUGCUGCACAGCAGAAGUUGAAGACCCGGCUAAAAGAAGUUGAAAACAUUGUGAAACCACAUUUAGGUUUUGAUUUCUCAAAUUUAGAAGAAACUGAAACAGACUUGGGUUAGUAAGUGAUUAGUGUAAAUAACAGAAAUUUGGAUUUAGCUAAAAAAAAUUAAUGGCGGACAGAAUAAUUGAUAAAGACAUUUCACUGGACAUGGAAUCUUCUCAUACCACCAAUUCUGGUCUAAGGAGUGACUUAAAAAGAAAUGAACUAACCAUCUUCAACACAUAUUUUCCAGGAACUUACAUUGUACUUUAUCUGCAACUUUCAGACAAUGGCCCAAAUCUUGUUGCUUAGUGUAGUAGGCUGCACUAGAGUAGGUCUAUUGAAUCAAUGGGGAUUUGGUGAUA